GACGGCCAGGUCGAAGCCGGGAGGCGGGGGAGGGUUGGUGAGAUCAUGCGGAGGGCGAGCUCGACGUCCGGAGGAGACGGCUGGCCGAACGCCGGCAGCCAUGGCCGGUGCAGCGCGCGACGACGGGUAGCGCGAGCCUCACAGCUAUGCUGCGAUUCCAAGGCAAGGCGGUGAUGUUGCCAGACCCCAGCUGCCUGAAGAAAUGUGGCGACGUUGAUAUUGUAUUCCCAUUUGGGAUUGGCGCUGACUGUGCAAUGGAAGGAUUUAAUCUCGACUGCAACAAGACUGUGGAUGGAAGCAGCCACAUAACAUAUUACCACAACGCUCCACUGAUGAAUAUAUCGCUGCUCCAUGGCCAGGUUCGGAUGAAGAACUACAUCCAAUACAGGUGCAGCAACCACUCGAAUGGGAACAUCAUCGAUGGCUCCUGGUACCUGCAACUCUCUGAUACGCCAUUCACAUUCUCAGAGCACCUCAACAUGUUCACAGUUUUCGGAGUCAACACACUCGCGUACAUGAUCGACUCUAUUAAUGUGCUUGGGUGUUUGGCGCAAUCCUGGCCCUACAACAACCUCUCAGCACGAGAUGGGUUUUGCAAUGGUGUUGGCUGCUGCCAGGUUGCACUCACCCGCAACAUGUCCUACUAUGAUGUGGACUUCAGUGAACGGUACAAAUCAUGGAUUUCAAUGAACGGUACCAACAGAAGCACCACAGAGGACGCAGAGUACUGUGGCUAUGCUGUGAUGAUAGAAGCUGCUGCAUUCGAGUUUCGCACAACAUAUCUUAACACGACAGUGUUCUGGAAAGAAAACGCUGGCCGUGUCCCACUGAUCUUGAACUGGGUAGUGGGCAACGAGACCUGUGAGAUUGCCAAGGAGAAAGCAGCUUCAUAUGCUUGUGUUAGCAAUAACAGCAUGUGCAUUGAUUCAACCAAUGGUCCAGGCUACCUCUGCAACUGCACUGAAGGCUACCAUGGCAACCCUUACCUACCUGAUGGAUGCCAGGAUAUUGAUGAAUGUGCUGUUAACGUUCCACGACCGUGCCCUGGAUAUUGCACGAACACACCUGGGAAUUUCUCUUGCCCGUAUCAAAAGCCUCCAAGUUCCUCUCGCUCUGGCACUGUGCUUCUAGUUGUUGGCCCAAGCAUUGGGGUUGUAAUUGCGGUCAUAGCCAUCACCUGCACAUACCUGAUCCGUGAAAGGAAGAAGUUGGCCGAUAUCAAGCAGAAGUAUUUCCAGCAACAUGGUGGGCUGCUGCUGCUGCGGGAGAUAAGCUUAAAGCAAGGCACUGCCUUUUCAAUCUUCACAGAGGCAGAUCUCACUGAGGCAACAGACAAGUUUGAUGACAAGAACAUCCUUGGACGUGGUGGCCAUGGCACUGUCUACAGAGGCGUGCUCAAGGAUGAUAGUCUGAUCGCAAUCAAACGGUGUGUAUCAAUGACCAACGAGCAGCGGAAGAAAGAGUUUGGCAAAGAGAUGCUCAUCCUGUCCCAAAUCAACCACAAGAACAUUGUCAAGCUACUGGGCUGCUGCCUUGAGGUAGAGGUCCCAAUGCUAGUCUACGAGUUCAUCCCCAAUGGCACGCUGUUUCAGUUCAUCCAUGGCGACAAUGGCUGCCACAACAUCCCCUUCACGACUCGGUUACGCAUUGCCCUUGAGUCUGCUCAGGCUUUGGCUUACCUGCACUCGUGGGCAUCGCCUCCAAUCCUCCACGGUGAUGUCAAAUCUUCCAAUAUACUUCUCGACGAGAACUAUGCUGUGAAGGUAUCAGACUUUGGUGCCUCGAUACUAGCACCAACCGACAAGUCUCAGUUCAUGACUGUGGUACAAGGGACUUGUGGGUAUCUAGACCCUGAGUACAUGCAGACAUGCCAGCUAACGGAUAAGAGUGACGUGUACAGCUUUGGAGUUGUUCUCCUAGAAUUGCUAACCGGCAAGAUGGCCUUCAACCUUGAAGGUCCUGAGGAUGAGAGGAUCCUUUCGCAGCGCUUCUUGAACGCCAUCAAGGAGGACAAACUCAUGGACGUCGUAGAUGAUCGCAUCAAGAUUGAUACUGACACUGGGUUGCUCGAGGAGAUUGCAGAGCUCGCGAGGCAGUGCUUGGAGAUUGUUGGUGAGAGGCGGCCGGCAAUGAAAGAUGUUGCCGAGAAGCUGGACAGGCUGAGCAAGAUCAUGCAACACCCGUGGGUAGCAGCACAACCCGACCCUGAAGAAAUGGAGAGCCUGCUCGGGGAGUCUUCGGUGCCCAGCUUGGAGAUGAUCGGUACGGCGAAUUUCAGCAUGGAGAAGAGGAUUAGAGGAUUGUGCAAGGGCUGAUGGAGUCUGGGCGUUAGAGCUGGCCCCAUCACGCCACAGAUUCACAGUGACCAUCUUAUUCUUAUGCUUAUUUCCAUCACGCCACAGAUUCACGGUGACCAUCUUAUUCUUAUGCUUAUUUCAGUAUGUAUAUGUACUUCCCUCGUUACGUUGCUUUGGGAGGAUAUCUGAGUGAUUUGAUUUGCUAGAGCA
Molecule: messenger RNA, 2507 nt
Organism: Setaria italica (foxtail millet)
Lineage: Eukaryota; Viridiplantae; Streptophyta; Magnoliopsida; Poales; Poaceae
Product: putative wall-associated receptor kinase-like 16
Exons: 5
Coding region: 147-2315 (722 amino acids)
Biological process (GO): cell surface receptor signaling pathway; protein phosphorylation
Cellular component (GO): plasma membrane
Molecular function (GO): ATP binding; protein serine/threonine kinase activity; polysaccharide binding
Source: RefSeq, a predicted model, not a curated record